Messenger RNA from Cicer arietinum (chickpea), 2230 nucleotides. Its product is annotated as inactive LRR receptor-like serine/threonine-protein kinase BIR2. Gene Ontology annotation, molecular function: ATP binding; protein binding; protein kinase activity. Lineage: Eukaryota; Viridiplantae; Streptophyta; Magnoliopsida; Fabales; Fabaceae. The record is from RefSeq and is a predicted model, not a curated record. Gene Ontology annotation, biological process: protein phosphorylation.
CACAGCAACAAAAAAAAAAAAACAAGAACACAAAAACCCCAUUUCUAAAAAUCAAAACUUUAUCACGAAACAACAAUCCAUUCACCCCAAAACCAUGUCUUCUCCGCUCAUCCUUCUCUUCUUAACCCUUUUCACCAUCUGGGUAUCUUUCACUUCUUCCCAGGUUGAAGAAGACAACGUAAGAUGUCUCAAAGGCAUCAAACAAACCCUAGUUGACUCCGAAAAUCGUCUCUCAACUUGGCGUUUCGACAACACAACAGUUGGUUUCAUCUGCGACUUUGUUGGUGUCACUUGUUGGAACUUAAGAGAGAAUCGCGUUUUGGGUUUAGAGCUUCAAGGUAUGAAGCUUUCAGGUAUGAUUCCUGAGGCUUUGAAGUAUUGUGGUCAAAGUUUGCAAAAAUUGGAUCUUGGUUCAAAUUCAUUGAGUUCAGUGAUUCCAACACAGAUCUGUAGUUGGAUGCCAUUUUUGGUAACUAUGGAUUUAUCUGAUAAUAAUCUUGAAGGAUCAAUUCCAUCUACUAUUGUGAAUUGUUCAUAUUUGAAUGAGUUAAUGUUAUCUGAUAAUAAUUUUGUUGGUAAUAUACCUUAUGAGUUUGGUAGUUUAACUAGGCUUCAUAAGUUUAGUGUUGCUAAUAAUAAACUUAGUGGGAAUAUACCUUCAUUUUUUGAUGGUUUUGAUAAGGAAUCUUUUGAUGGGAAUAGUGGUUUAUGUGGUGGUCCUCUUGGUUCAAAGUGUGGUGGUAUGAGUAAGAAGAAUCUUGCUAUUAUUAUUGCUGCUGGUGUUUUUGGUGCUGCUGGUUCUUUGUUAUUGGCUUUUGGGUUAUGGUGGUGGUAUCAUUUGAGGUUGAUUGGGAUUAGGAGGAGAAAAGAAGGGUAUGUUGUUGGCGGGGUCGAUGAUUGGGCGGUUAGGUUGAGAGGUCAUAAGCUUGCUCAAGUUAAUCUUUUUCAGAAACCGAUUGUUAAGGUUAAGCUUGGUGAUUUGAUGGCGGCUACGAAUAGUUUUAGUGCGGAGAAUGUUCUUAUUACGACUAGGACAGGGGCUACUUAUAGGGCUGAUUUACCGGAUGGUUCAACGCUUGCGGUGAAGAGGUUGAGUAGUUGUAAGAUUGGGGAGAAGCAGUUUAGGAUGGAGAUGAACCGGUUGGGACAAGUUAGGCAUCCAAAUUUGGCGCCUUUGUUGGGGUAUUGUGUUGUGGAAGAGGAGAAGCUUUUGGUUUAUAAGCAUAUGUCUAAUGGGACACUUUAUUCGUUAUUGCAUAAGAAUAGCAGUGUGUUGGAUUGGUUGAUGAGGUUUAGGAUAGGGUUGGGCGCGGCUAGGGGACUUGCGUGGUUGCAUCACGGGUGUCAUCCUCCUAUUAUACAACAAAACAUUUGUUCCAAUGUGAUACUUGUUGACGAAGAAUUCGAUGCUCGAAUAAUGGACUUUGGACUCGCUAGGCUUAUGACGUCUGACGCCAAUGGUAGUUUUGUGAAUGGAGAUUUGGGUGAACUCGGUUAUAUAGCUCCUGAGUAUUCGAGUACGAUGGUCGCUUCGUUGAAAGGGGAUGUGUAUGGAUUUGGAGUUUUGCUUUUGGAGUUGGUUACCGGGUGCAAACCUCUCGAGGUGAACACUGGCGAUGAAGAAUUUAAGGGUAACCUGGUGGACUGGGUGAAUAUGCAUUCUAAUUCAGGAAGACUCAAGGAUUGCAUCGAUAAAUCCAUAUGUGGAAAAGGUCAAGACGAGGAGAUUCUGCAGUUUCUAAAAAUUGCAUCAAAUUGCGUGAUUUCUCGCCCGAAAGAUAGGUGGUCUAUGUACCAAGUUUAUAAUUCAUUGAAGGGCAUAUCCAAAGACCACAGUUUCUCCGAACACGACGAUGAAUUUCCCUUGAUAUUUGGUAAGCCAGAAAAUGAGCCGGCUUAGUUCGCGAGCAAGCAUGUGUGACGGCAUGAGAAGAAGAUGUAAACCGAAUUCCUAGUUAUGGUGGAGAGUUUCCAGAAUGUUCAUGGUUUGAGCAUAUCUAUGGUUGACACUAAUCAGGUAUAAAUUGUAUUUGUAUGAUAUAAUAAUCUUUCUAGUAGGUUAAUUAGGUUCUUGCAUUUUAUGAAAUCUAAUAUGUUUUAAUGUUUGUUGUAUGAAAAUCCAAAAACAUAUGUCUAUUUGUUCUAUGUAAAGAUGUGUUAUUAAGAUGAUUCAUCCUAAUUGUAUUUUGUGAAGAUAUCUUAUCAAGAUGAUUCAUUCAUCUAGUUUUAA